Acanthisitta chloris (rifleman) is the source of this 1194-nucleotide messenger RNA. RefSeq names its product muscle, skeletal receptor tyrosine protein kinase-like. Gene Ontology annotation, cellular component: plasma membrane; neuronal cell body; axon. NCBI's taxonomy places the organism in Eukaryota, Metazoa, Chordata, Aves, Passeriformes, Acanthisittidae. Gene Ontology annotation, biological process: homophilic cell-cell adhesion; synapse organization. The record is from RefSeq and is a predicted model, not a curated record. Gene Ontology annotation, molecular function: axon guidance receptor activity; protein binding. The coding region runs from base 1 to 1194 and encodes 397 amino acids. The transcript has 9 exons.
AUGAAUGACCUGCUGAAGGUGUCCCUGGUGCACAUCCUCACCCUGGCAGCCCUCAGCUUGGCUGAGAUGCUCCUGAAAGCUCCCUUGAUCAGCACUCCUCUGGAAACAGUGGAUGCGCUGGUAGAGGAUGUUGCCAAGUUUGUCUGUGUAGUGGAGUCGUAUCCUGAGCCGGAGAUUACAUGGACACGCAACAGCAUUCCCAUCAGACUCUUCGACACACGGUACAGCAUACAGAGGAAUGGGCAGCUCCUGACCAUUCUGAGCGUGGAGGACAGUGAUGAUGGGGUGUACUGCUGCACAGCAGAUAACGGGGUCGGAGCAGCUGCGCAAAGCUGUGGGGCUCUCCAAGUGAAAAUGCGACCCAAAAUAACCCGACCACCUAUAAAUGUGGAAAUAAUAGAAGGGUUAAAGGCUGUUCUUCCAUGCACUACAAUGGGGAAUCCAAAACCUUCUGUUUCAUGGGUCAAAGGAGAAACAGUUGUAAAGGAGAACGCUCGCAUUGCUGUCCUCGAUUCAGGGAGUUUAAGGAUACACAAUGUUCAGCGAGAAGAUGCAGGACAAUAUCGUUGUGUAGCCAAGAACAGUCUGGGCACAGCCUACUCGAAACCUGCAACUGUGGUAGUGGAAGUGUUUGCCAGAAUUCUGAAGGCUCCUGAAUCCCAGAAUAUCACCUUUGGGUCUGUGGUGACAUUGCAGUGCACGGCAACCGGGCUUCCAGUCCCUACCGUCACCUGGCUGGAAAAUGGGAAAGCUGUUUCUGCAGGAUCUAUUGUGGAAAGUGUCAAGGACAGGGUGGUUGACUCCAGACUGCAGGUGUAUGUCUCCCGACCAGGCCUGUUCACUUGCCUCGCCCCAAACAAACACAGCAAAAAAAUUUUGGGAGCCGCAAAAGCUGCAGCAACCAUCAGCAUUUCAGAGUGGAGCAAGCUAUACAAGGGUGAUGCAGGUUACUGCAGCAUGUACAGAGGUGAGGUGUGUAGUGCUAUCUUGGCGAAGAAUGCUCUUGUUUUCUUCAACUCCUCCUAUGCUGACCCAGAGGAGACCCAAGAGCUGCUUGUGCACACUGCCUGGACUGAACUGAAAAUGGUGAGUUCAUUCUGCCAACCAGCCGCUGAGUCUCUGCUGUGUAACUACAUCUUCCAGGAGUGCAAUCCCUCGGGAGCUGGGCCAGCUCCAAAACCAGUGUGCAGGUAA